Messenger RNA from Lepisosteus oculatus (spotted gar), 1266 nucleotides. The record is from RefSeq and is a predicted model, not a curated record. Lineage: Eukaryota; Metazoa; Chordata; Actinopteri; Semionotiformes; Lepisosteidae.
AUGAUGUAUUGUAAAGUGACAAAUUCUCUUGGGGACCUGUCUAAGGAUGCGCUGAAGCAAAGACUGCAGGAGCUGACAGAGGAGGUGGACGUGCUGCACAGCGAGCUGGAGGUGGCCCAGCGACAGCUGGAGGGGAAGCAGGAAGCACUGAAGAUCCUGCAGAGUCGGGCUGUGUUUGACAAAGCUACCACGCACACCAAGACGUUACUCCAGAAGAGCGAGGAGAGGAACAAGGUCUUGGAGAAGGAGGUCAAUGCCCUGCAGUGGGAGAUCACCUUCAACCAGGUGCAGUUCCGAAACGUUGAGCAGUCCUGGAAGGACAAGUACGACAGGGUGUGCAGUGACAACAAAUCACUGGGAGACAGCUUGGAGGACAAGGCCAGUGAGCUCCGGCAGGUGAAAUCAGAGAACGCCUACUUGAGCCAGCAGUGCCUGGAGCUCCUUGCUAUGCUCAACGUGAAAGAGCAGAAGAUGUUCCAGGGGUCUCUCCCAGCGCGGAGCAGCAUGGUCCGAGAGGGCACUGCCCUGGAGCUGGCCGUGCUGGGCGCCUGUAACUGCAGCACCAGCGAGGAGGAGCCCUGCCCCUGCGCCCAGUCCGCAGCUGCCAGCCGGAAGCAGGUCCUGCAGCUCAGGCAAGAGCUGGAUGUCCAAAAGAAGCGAAAAGAGGAGGCGUAUGUGACGGCAGAUGCCUUCCGCAUUGCCUUUGAGCAGCAGCUGAAGAGGAGAAGCGACCAGACCUUUCGUCUGACAGAGACCGAGGGACACCUGCGCAAAGACGUCCCCAGAGCCAGGAAGGAGGAAGGGGGGAGUCUAGUGAAGAGUGGCUCUCUCAGCGUGGCCCAGAGGCUGAAGGGGCUGCUGCUGUCCACAGCUGAGGGCAGGAAGCUGGAGAUCCAGGACGACCCGGCGGAGACGCUACAGAUGCUCGUCGAUCUGCUCAACGACAAAGAGGAAGCCUUGGCCCACCAGAGAAAGGUCAGCUAUAUGUUGGCUCGCAACUCUGAAGAGCUGGAACGCCGCCUCCGGCAAGUGACAGACGCAUGUCCUGCAGGAAGUAGCAGCUGCAGGCGAGAGGGCAGCGCUGACCGCCGCAGCUCGGACCCUGGGACCCUGCGCCCAGCUGCCACAUGCAAGAGCUGUCGGACACGACAGCACUCCUCUGUUAGCAAGGAAACACUGAGAGAGAAAACCGGCGUCCAGACAGAAACACAGAGAGAGAAAACCGGUGUCCAGACAGAAACACAGAGAGAGAAAACCGGUGUCCAG